AUGAGAUCCAAAUACCUCACAACCGCGGCUUUCGCAGCCUCCGCGGCAGCUCAGCAAGAGGGCACCAUCACUUCAUGUGAAGCCCUGUCGUGCAUCAACCCCGAAAGUCGGGGCGUCUGUGCCAUAGAUGAUUCACCUCGCGUAAUUGGCGUGGGCAUAGCAGCCGACGUUGUCAAUAUCUCCUCCUCCAGUCUUUCAUACACCCUCGUCGACGGAACCGCGGAUGGGAUUUUGGCCUCCGAGCCGGGUUACCAGUUCUCCACACAGACGCUCUAUGUCGGCGUGCCCUCUGAUUUCGAAACGAGCGGCCAGUCCGCAGGGUGUGCGUUGAUGAUGCAGUACCAAGCACAGACCUUCAACAUGAGCGAAACACGGAACACAACAUCGUGCGAGGGUGCACUUUCGGACAGCUGCCAAGAAAACCUGGCCGAUGUAGUCCGCCAGUUUGAGUACUCCUCUGGCCGAGGGCAGAACAGCACAACCGGUUCGACCCUGUCACGAUGCGAAUCUCUGGCGCAGUUUGUGAACACCAACAUCCACCAACAACUCUCACUGUGCGGUCUCUAUGCUGGUUUUGUCAACACCACCGGAGGUUCUAUUGUCGGGCCGGAUGUCUCUUCCAGCUCGAUCCAGCUCCAGAAUGAAGGCUGCCAGCCUGUUGUACCCCAGGAGUACGAGCUCCACCACGUAGCGGAGAUGCGUCAGAUUCUUCCUACCGGAGAAAAUAACCCCGGGCUUGCAGGAGGUCGGUCAGGUGUCACGCCCGUCCUGAGCGUCCUGUACGAAGACGAGGAUGACAGGAGCCCAGACGUGCAACUAGUCUGUCUGAGGACCUAUACUUCGGACGGACAGGAAAUGCCCGACACCAUCAACAAUGAUGAGAACCGUGGUGAGAGCGGUGCUACGACUAGUGCACCAGGUACAUUGAGUGUUGCCGUUGCGGGUUUGCUGGGCUUCGCAGCUCUCAUGAUCUAG
Colletotrichum spaethianum is the source of this 975-nucleotide messenger RNA. RefSeq lists its product as uncharacterized. NCBI's taxonomy places the organism in Eukaryota, Fungi, Ascomycota, Sordariomycetes, Glomerellales, Glomerellaceae. The coding region runs from base 1 to 975 and encodes 324 amino acids. The transcript has a single exon. The record is from RefSeq and is a predicted model, not a curated record.